CCCUAGCUGGUCAUUUUCCAUCCCCCCCAAUCUCCUCGCUGUCUCGCCCGAGGGAGAGAGAGAGAGCUGCCUCCUCCCUUCCAGAUCGCCGCUGGCACCUCCCUCCGGCGGAGCUGGCCGCCGUCCAUGGCCUCCCUCACGCCCUACUCCUCUCACCCCUCCCCUUCCCUCAUCCAACCAAACCGCACGUCGAUGGCCACAUCCCCGCUCGAUCUCGUCGGGAACGAGGCCACCUGCAACCACCGGCCUCCAUCGAUCCAACCAUCCAUCCAUGCCCGCAGCAGCACUCCCGCCGCCCGUGCUCCUUCCCCAGCAGCGAGAGGCUUCGAGAGAGCCGAGGCGCGCCCCGAGCGGGGCGUUCCACCGUCCGUCCCAACCUCCUCCGCCCGCCUCCUUCUGUUUUCUGCGGGUCCUGCAGAUGGCGGCGACGGGCGUCGGCGCCGGGUGCCUCGCCCCCAGCGUCCGCCUGUGCGCUGAUCCGGCGACGGCAGCCCGGGCGUCCGCCUGCGUCGUCCGCACGCGGCUCCGGCGCGUCGCGCGGGGCCGCUACGUCGCCGAGCUCAGCAGGGAGGGCCCCGCGGCGCGCCCCGCGCAGCAGCAGCAGCAGCUGGCCCCGCCCGUCGUGCCCGGCUUCCUCGCGCCGCCCCCGCCCAUGCCUGCCCAGUCGCCAGCCCCGACGCAGCCGCCCCUGCCGGACGGCGGCGUGGGGGAACUCGCCCCCGACCUCCUGCUCGAAGGGAUUGCUGAGGAUUCCAUAGACAACAUAAUUGUGGCUGCAAGUGAGCGGCUGGUAUUUCUGCAUGUUUUAUUACUAGAAUUAUAAUUGAUUACCCAGGGGUCAAGUUAUGUUCCCUUCGCGGCUGGUAGCAUCACCCCCUUUGAACGUUGUGUGACUGUUAGUUAUGCAUCUGAGUGUUCGGUCUGUAGGAUAAUAGGAUCAUCAACUCCCCUAUUUCUUGUUGUUAGUAGUUAAUCUCGGGGAAGAAUUUUCAUGGAAACAUGGAGGAUGAUGCUUUUGCUGUGCAAUUGUUUAUCACCCCUCGUAAUAUGUAUAUUUAGCGGUUACUACUAAAAGUUUUGCAUUUGAGUGCUGGGUAGGUAGGAUCUUAGGAUCAUCAACUCUUGUACACUGUUUUAACUGGUUCUGCAUCUGUACAUACAUGUGUACAGCCGUAAAUCCAAGUGUACAUGCUGUCUUUUGCAGGCUUAUUUCAGGUUGUGGUUGUUUGUCCUAAAAUAUAUCAGUCUAUUUUUUUUAUAUCCUCGUCCACUAAUCUGGGCACUCGAUUUACUCGAAGCCUUGUGAAUCAGGUUAUGCAAACCUGUUGCAUUUAGCACCAUCAAAGCUUGUUACUACAUCAGUUGCUUGCUCGAAGUGUCUUGUCCUUGGAUUCUUUGAUUUUAUCCUGGUGUGCACAACGCUGGUAUUUCUGGAUAAGCUGAAACUAGUUUCUCCACCAUAUGAUAUCUAGCUGUUGGGUGCUAAUUAUAGUUACUUUAUAUGAAGAAACACUUACCUUGCAGCCAUCUAAUAUGCAAUUCUAAUAAUAUGUGAUGCCUGCUUUUUUUAGUUGUAUAUGCCAUUCGUGCAUGAAUUCCUUUUCUUAUGUACCAACUCCCUAAUCAAUGUUUUG
Molecule: messenger RNA, 1634 nt
Organism: Triticum urartu
Lineage: Eukaryota; Viridiplantae; Streptophyta; Magnoliopsida; Poales; Poaceae
Source: RefSeq, a predicted model, not a curated record